CUCGACGUUCCAUGAGAGUUCGUUUGCCUUCUUCACAGAGGCUUAUUUAUGAAUGGGGGACGAGACACCUCAACCCUGAUGGAGGACAGAGCGUAACUGAGAGAACUCUUUUUCACUCCUUUCUUCUUUCACGUUUAGAUUCUCUUAAGGGUCCGGAUGUGGAUGGGGGCGGAUUCUGUAUUGGUAUGGAUUCAAAGAGGUUCUUUCCCCCCAGGGGGCUUGUAAGACGCCGCCGGGCGGAGGGGGGGCCAUCAGGGUCCGCAUCCCCGGGAGGCGACUUACAUCGCAGCUCGCGGCUCUUGCUUUUCUCAUCCCUGGGACUUUGUUCCACAAUGUUUCUUGGUAUUGACGAUGGAGCUUCUGACUGGUCGGACGACUUCUUCAGCCAACUCCUCCGUCGCUCCCGGGACAACAAGGUGGCCCUUCGGCUCAUCGCACAAGGUUGGAUUCAGACACCGCCAAGGUCGUUGGACAUUGAUGAUGCUCUUCUCCAUUCGCCUGGCUUUAUCAUUGAACAUGACUCUCGUUCCGUAAAUGUCAGAAAUUUCGUCGUUUCAAUGUGCCGUGUCGUGUCGUGUCAUGUCGUGUGAAAAAAGGUUCCCCCGGUUCCCC
Colletotrichum destructivum is the source of this 612-nucleotide messenger RNA. RefSeq lists its product as uncharacterized. The transcript has a single exon. NCBI's taxonomy places the organism in Eukaryota, Fungi, Ascomycota, Sordariomycetes, Glomerellales, Glomerellaceae. Bases 12 to 590 code for a protein of 192 amino acids. The record is from RefSeq and is a predicted model, not a curated record.